Clonostachys rhizophaga is the source of this 1584-nucleotide messenger RNA. NCBI's taxonomy places the organism in Eukaryota, Fungi, Ascomycota, Sordariomycetes, Hypocreales, Bionectriaceae. The record is from the annotation of a GenBank genome assembly.
AUGCACCCGCACUCGAGACUCUUAUUCACGAGGGCCAAAAUGAAUCUUUUCCAUUCAGACGAUUUUCCAAUCCAUGUGGAGACAUUGAUGCAGCAGAAUCAUGUCCCUGGUCUCGCUGUGGCCAUUGUUCACGGUGAUCAGCUUGCCUCUGCGGGCUAUGGCUAUGCAUCCCUGGACUCGGAGACGCCCUGCACUCCAGACACAAUCUUCGAUAUCGCCUCAAUGUCAAAGUCACUGACCGCUGCGUCUGUGGUGCUGCUUGUUAAUGAUAACAAGAACCAUCCAGAGGUGCAGUUCGAUACGCCCAUGUCGACUCUGCUGCCCGAGGACUUUGUUAUGUCCGAUGAGACUUAUACUGCGGGAGUGACGGUCGACGAUGUUUUGGGCCACAGGACGGGAUUAUCAGGACAUAAUAAUUCUUGCCUGGGUGUCCGUGCUAAAUCCCCUGAUACACCACGCUCCAUCACAAGAAACCUGCGAAAUCUAUCCAUCGCGGCCCCUUUGCGUUCUAGAUACCUGUACUCGAAUACAAUGUACACAGUAGCUACAUACCUCGUAGAAGAGAAGAGCAAGAAGUCCUUUGCAGACUUCCUGCAUGGCCGUAUCUUCGCCCCCUUGGGGAUGGCGUCGACGCACUUGCAGCCUCAAAGGGCAAGAGAUCACGGUUUGGGCUCACGCCUAUCCAUAGGCUAUCUCUGGGAGAAGGAGGACUCAACCUACUAUGGAUUCGAAAUACAGGACUGCCCAGAGGGCCAGGGGGCUGGAUCGGUGGUAUCGAGUGCCAACGACCUGAUUCUAUGGGUCAAGGCUCUGAUGAACCGAGAGGGGCCUAUCUGCGAGGACGUCUACGAGGGAAUGGUUCGACUGCGUUCGUUCAGAGACCCGAGUGGCAAGAGACUCAAGCCUCUGACUUCUCCUUCGUUCUACGCUGCAGGGGUUGAAAUCUACUAUUAUCGAGGUCAUGCGGUGGUAUGGCAUGAUGGGAACACGGCGGGAUUUAGCGGUAGAUUCUUCUUCGUGCCUGAACUCAAGGUCGGGGCCGUUGUACUCGGAAAUGCAUCUGGUGCCAUGGCUGUUAGCUCAAUCUUGAUGCGGGAACUCCUGGACGAUGCAUUGGGGGUACCGCAGGGGGAACGACGAGCACAGGAGAAAGGCAAGAAGAAGGAGGGCAAGAAAAGGGCCACCAAGGUCGUGGCUGGUCCGCCUCCCCGUUCUACCAGGGGGAGAGGCAAAACCGAGCUGCAGGCGCAGGUGACACCGCUUGCGGCCUAUACGGGGGAUUACUCCAACGCGGGAUACCACAGCCUGAGGGUGGAAAUUAAGGACGGCAGGUUAUUCAUUGAUGCGACAGACCGCUCUUUUGGCUUUACCUUGGAGUUCGAGCAUCGGGAGGGCCAGACAAAAUACACGGCAUAUCUUUGUGAUUACCUCGAGGGUGGUGCAGACCCUAUCGCGGCCGAGUUUUCGUUCGAGAGAGGAGUGGCUGUGAGGAUGGGAUUAGAUCUUGAGCCGGCCUUGAAGGAGUUGAUCUGGUUCGAGAGGAGGCAAAAUAAUAGAGACGAGAUGGAGGAGGAGGAUGCUUGA